GAACUACAUGUACCAGAAAAGAUUCAGGCAAAUCCACCCUUCCAAACUGUCUUCCUCUCUCUCUCUCUCUCUCUCUCAGUCCCUUCAACCGUACCAAAACCUCCGGAACAAUCAGAACUCUAGCUUUUAUGGAGGUUCUUGGUUUAUCUCUUCUGCCAUAGUUGAAAACAAAGGCAACCCAGAAUUUGAAAACAAGAAAAGACAAAAACUUUGUGAACUUUGGAAACAAUUAGUCACACCCAGAGGGGGCAGAGAGAGAGAGACUUGGUUUUUGUUGUUGUUUCUGUUGGACACUUUUGGGUUGUGAACAUAACAGUUUUUUGUUUUGUAGUCUUUGAAAGCUAAGAGUUUGAAGGGCGAUUUGUUUUGUUCUUCAAGUUUAUGACCAAUGUCUCGGUGCAUACCCUUUCCUCCACCAGGGUAUGUGUGGAACGGUGAGGGUGGCGAGGCUCUUAUAGAACUGAUUAAGCUCAAUAGAGAAAGGGUAGAGGCUGAGAAGGAAAGGAAGAAGGAGAAGAGGAGGAGGAAGAAGGAGAAGAGAAGGAGGAAGAAAGAGGAGAAGAGAAGAAGGGAAGAUGGUGAGGUUGGGCAGGAAAUGCAGAAUCAGCAAAAUAGGAACAAAGAUGGCAGUAAAAAGAGAAGUUGGAAAAAAGGUGACAAUGAAAAGGGAAGGAAAUAUGAAGCACAAGGGUUGGAGACCAGCAGUCUUACUGAAGAGCUUGAGCAGCCCACUAUUUCUGACUGCAUCUAUGAUUCCUCUGACAAUAGCAAUAACAUUAAGAGGAAAAGGGUCAAAUGUUCUCCCAAUGCCAGCCAUAACCAUGAAAGUCAUUUUAACUUUCAACUGCAAAAACACAAGGAUCAAGCUGCACUGUCCAGCAAACCAGCUUGUUCUACUCCCACAUGUACGGAUACACUUGUCCAACAGGAGUUUGAAAUGGAUCCUAGACCCAGAAAAGAUAAAUUUUGUUCUACAUUUGGUUUACCCACAACUGCCCAGGAAAUGGCUUCUGGAACUACCAGAGAGAUGUGCCUUUCCCCUUUUCCAACUGAGGUUGUCUCUGAUGAGAAGGCUGAAACAGCUCCAGCAUUGAGCUUGUCUGAAAGUUGCUCACUGCAGAUGGAAUCACAAUAUAGAGUGUUAAUUGUGAAUUGGGUUCCCCCUCCUUUACAGAAUGAGCACCCUAAGUUUGAUGAUCAAGAGUGGCUCUUUCAGAGAAGGCAGCCCAGAAGCGACACGAUUCAAAAAACUAACACUUGCAGUUAUGACUUCUGUCAUGGAAGUUGCAUCCUAUACCCUUAUGCUCACUAUUUGCCUGAGGUUGACAUAUAUGCUUUGCCAUAUACAGUACUAUUUUGAAAAUGUAAAUGGAAGCAUUAUAUCGGACUAUGAGUUAUAUGAAAAUUUUGUCAUCUGUGGUCGGGUUUGAAAUCUCUCUAUCAGUCUUUCCGGUGAUCAAACUGAGAACAGGCUUACCUGCAUCUGUGUUCUCUAAUGUGAUUUUUCAUAGUUGCAUUUGUUUCAAGGCGACUACAUAGUGCUCAAAUUAACCUCCGGGUGUUGCUAGCUUAAUUUGGGAUGAAGUUGGGAUGUUGAUUUAUGGUUACACUUGCAACAUUGAUGAGGACAGUAUUCUAAUGGCAGAAUUAUGGCCAUUUGAGCUGGUUGAUUAUUGCCUUGCAACAGGAGUACAAGUAACAUGAUUGUGGAACGGGAAACAGAUGCUGAAGCAGACUUUGAUUUCAUGGACAUGGUAUGGUAGAGCUCCCCAUCACACUGUCAAGGAUACAAAUUCUUUUGUAGACUGGCUAACUUGAGCCAUUGUUUAUGUGACCUCAGGUAAUUCACCAAGAACCUCCACAGAGACAGCUACCCUGUUGGUCAGCUAAUUUUGCAGGAGUAACCUUUAUUAAAUCUUAUUCCAUUCUUGUACUUGAAUUCAUAAAACCAGAAAAAAUACAAUGUGGUUCAUUGUCCUGUAAUCUCUUUAACUUUGGAUUUGAAUUUAUUAUUGCUGUUAUUUGUC
This is a messenger RNA of Quercus robur (English oak), 2027 nucleotides long. RefSeq lists its product as uncharacterized. Bases 389 to 1360 code for a protein of 323 amino acids. The record is from RefSeq and is a predicted model, not a curated record. NCBI's taxonomy places the organism in Eukaryota, Viridiplantae, Streptophyta, Magnoliopsida, Fagales, Fagaceae. The transcript has 3 exons.